AUGUUUGUAAGGCGCCUCUCAGGCUUGAUUAGGGUUCCCUCGGCCAUUGGCCGAACGGCACAGAGAAACUACUUCGCCCACACGGGAAGGCUCCUCCCGCCGCGACAUGGAACAACCAUACUGUGCGUGCGCAAGAACAACGAAGUGUGUCUAAUUGGAGAUGGCAUGGUCUCUCAAGGAACAAUGAUCGUUAAAGGGAACGCAAAAAAAAUAAGAAGGCUCAAGGACAAUAUUUUAAUGGGGUUCGCCGGGGCCACGGCCGACUGCUUCACCCUGCUGGACAAAUUCGAAACGAAAAUCGAUGAAUACCCAAAUCAACUUCUCCGCAGCUGCGUCGAACUAGCCAAGUUGUGGAGAACUGACAGGUACCUGCGACACCUGGAGGCAGUCCUAAUAGUGGCGGACAAAGACGUGCUGUUGGAGGUAACUGGUAACGGAGACGUUUUGGAACCUUCUGGAAAUGUCCUGGGCACAGGAUCAGGGGGCCCAUAUGCCAUAGCAGCAGCCAGGGCACUCUACGACGUGGAGAAUCUGAGCGCCAAGGACAUCGCCUACAAAGCAAUGAACAUAGCUGCGGACAUGUGUUGUCACACGAACAAUAAUUUUAUAUGCGAAACGCUUUGA
This is a messenger RNA of Plasmodium fragile, 624 nucleotides long. RefSeq names its product ATP-dependent protease HslVU, peptidase subunit. The coding region runs from base 1 to 624 and encodes 207 amino acids. The record is from RefSeq and is a predicted model, not a curated record. The transcript has 5 exons. Gene Ontology annotation, cellular component: proteasome core complex; HslUV protease complex. Gene Ontology annotation, molecular function: threonine-type endopeptidase activity. Lineage: Eukaryota; Apicomplexa; Aconoidasida; Haemosporida; Plasmodiidae.